Molecule: messenger RNA, 2698 nt
Organism: Nelumbo nucifera (sacred lotus)
Lineage: Eukaryota; Viridiplantae; Streptophyta; Magnoliopsida; Proteales; Nelumbonaceae
Source: RefSeq, a predicted model, not a curated record
UUUUCCAGCCGUCCGAUGUAUUUUUCGCGGCCGUAUAACGGACGGUAGCUUCGGAUUCAAAGAUCCUCACUCAGCUUCAUGCUUACGUGCAAGCAAAAUGUUCUAAAAAACAUUCUUACUAGUUAAAAAUAGGGUACUGCCAUUGUUUUUUCAAAGUGGACGUUACUUGUACAGUUAAACGUGAGUGCAGCUUUUAGCAACAUCCUAACCGGUCUAUAAACAGAAAUUUUUUGGAUAGCAGCAGUUGUGCAAGGGGAGAGGAGACUAUGAUUGGGAGAGAUCAAUAGACCGUAGACCAGGCCUUCUCUUUCUUCUCUUUCCUGGUUUUCUGGGCUUCUCUGUGUGUUCUAUUCGUCUAUCUACUUACACAGUUACACCAGUCACCGGCUAUGGUCUGUGGUGCUAUCUCCAUCUUGUCCUCCACAUCUUCGUUUCCAUCCUAUUCCAAUGACGAAUCACCUUCGGCAACUGCUGCUGCUGCUACUACUACGACUACUACAAAGAGCAGAUCAUUGGAAGUCUCGAAAUGGAAACCCAAAGGCGUGAAACGAGUUUCUUUCCGCUUUGCUCCCCGAGCUUUGGAGAUUGGAGCUUUUUCGCAGAAACCAAUCGAAGAUGGUGCUUCCAAUAACUUUCCUGAGAAUAAUUCCAUUGCUGAUUUCAUGAGAUUCCAAAGAGGGAACGGGGGAAGCAAUGGUGAGUUGCAGACGGCAGUUGUCAGCUACAGAAAGAAGUUCCCGUGCUCUCUUCGGCCUUUUCUUCAGGUUGAUUUGGUGUCCACAAUACACAUCGCAGAUAAAGAGUAUUUUGUGACCCUUCAGGAGGAACUUGAACACUAUGACUGCGUUCUUUAUGAGAUGGUUGCAAGCAGAGAGAGCUUAGAAAAUAGUAGAAACCCAACUGCUACCAAAAAACUGAAAGGUUCAAGAUCACAUGGAUUCAAUAUUCUUAGAUGCAUUCAACGGAAAAUGGCUCGAAUUCUUACUCUUGACUUCCAAUUGGACUGUCUUGACUAUCAGGGUGAAAAUUGGUACCAUGCGGACCUUGACUAUGAGUCCUUCAAGGUUCUACAGCUGGAAAGAGGUGAGAACUUCUUUACAUUUUCCAGAGAAAUGAGCCUUAAAUCUAUGAAGGCCAUAGUGCAGCCAGUUAGUAGUCCUGUAGAUCUUGGUCCUUGGAAAUCCAAGCUUCUAUGGGCUUCCUGUGUGCUACCCAUGCCCCUUGUUGGCCUUCUCAUUAUAAGAAGCAUCUGCUUAGAUCUGCAAAAUGAGACAUCUGAAUAUCCAGAGGUGGAGGCACUGUCCAUGCUUGAUUUUGGUGCUGCAAUGAAAGUUUUCUUGGCAAAGAGGAUAACUUCUGAGUUCGCACGGGCAAUAGCAGAUGUGGAAGAGAAAUCUGUUAUCCUUGGUGAGAGGAACAAAGUUGCAAUAGAGGCAUUGAAGAGGGCCAUUGAUGAAGGACACAAUAAGAUUGCGGUGUUGUAUGGGGGUGGGCACAUGCCAGACUUGGGUAGGAGGUUACAUGAGGAACUUGGUCUGCUACCAUCACAAGUUCAAUGGAUAACAGCAUGGUCCAUAAGGAACCGGGAACUUGAGAGUCAAUCAUUCCCAUUCCUGAAGACUUUAGCCAAACUAUCAGGUUGGCCACUGAAUAGGUACCAGACUGUGGCAUUGCUCAUCUUCUCCUUAGUCCUGGCAUUUGAUCUCUGGCUCUGGGAGCUCUUUUUCAGCACUGCGUUGAACUGGGUCUCUCAGGCUGCUUCUGAAGUUUGUCAAUUUAUUAAGAAUGCAAAGAUGGUAUAAUAAUCUCCAUGGUGCAGUGUUUAAGUUACAUUAUUUUUAACUAAACAUGGAGGCCUCCUGUAGAUACCUGUAUAAAUAACCAAAGAUUGUAAGCCCUCCUGAUUUAAUAAGCAUUAACCAUUAGAAGCAUUAAAACUCCUCGGCAGAUAAAAACUUUGUUGCUUUUGUCAAUAAUCUUCAGAUGCCUUAAAUGUGUAAUUUGAAGAUUAGAAUGUUUAUGCUUUGAGUGAGCCCAUAUCCCGGAGGCUGAAAAUUCUAAUCUCAGGCUUUGAAAUGGCUAAGAGGGCAUAGAUAUCAAAACCAUCACCAUUGAAUCAACAGAUGACAGACUUGAUGGUGGUAUGUUGUCAACUUGUCAUUGUGGUUAAUUCUUAUUGUCCAACAAACAGAAAGGGCCUAUUUGUAUAAUUCUCGAAAAUAUUGAGGGGGAAAUUUUAAGAAGUUUAAAAAGUGAAGGGGAAGUUAAAGCAUUUUUCGGAACAAACAGGGGAGGGUUGAGUAAUUUACCCAAAAGCAAAAUAUCCUUUUUGCUCGAAGAGGGUCCAUAUUCCAUUUGGCUUAAAAUGGUGAAAAAUCUACAUUGCUAGUCGCUUGAACAGAUUCUUCGCUAACACGAACCAGGAGGGAACAAUGAAUUUGUCGUGAUUUCAUCCACCCUCUUUGCCGGUAAAAUUGAAAACCACUUCCCCUAUACAAAGCUUUGUCUCUAACAUUACUUGAACUAUGGAGUAUUGAGAAGCUUUUUGAAUCUGCUUCUUGCCCUUCUACUACCAGCUGACAUCUCUUCCCUCUUAAAAGCCGCUGCUUUCCAUAAGCUUGGUGCCAUAACAAGCUUAACCUCCUCCUCCUCCUGCCUAAGCAUCGCUAAUAUUUCCUCACGGAGUGAAGGAAUAAAA